UACAGGGAAGGCGUCCCGAGUGUCCCCUGCCUGACGAGGGAGAAUGAGACCCAGCACAUGGGGGGCAGCUGCACCCAGAAGGAGACAGAGGUCCCUCGCUCCCGGGCACCGGAGACACGUCCCAAACCGGCCAAGAGUAACGGCAGCCUGCCGCUCCCCCUCCCCCUGGUGCUCCCCUCUCCCUCCCCCGUCCAAACCGUCCCCUGCCUCACCAGAGACAACAGCCAAAAUGACAACAUCUCCAACACCGAGCGAGAGAACGAGAAUGUGAAACCUCGCUCCCCUACGAAGGCGCCGCAGACUCUCCCCAAACCCACCAAGGGCCUCGUGAACCUGCCCUCACCUGUGCAGACCGCCCCCUCACCUGUGCAGACCGCCCCCUCACCUGUGCAGACCAUCCCUUGCCUGACGAAGGAGAGUGCGGAUACCUGCACCACCGACAGAGAGGCAGAGAACCCUCCUCCUUCUCCCUCUCCCACCAAGGACUUUGAGAACGUCCAGUCUAGUACCACCAAAGAACCUGAGACCCUCCCCUCAGACACUAAGGAACACUCCGACGCCACGGUGACCAGGGAGCCCAGCGGGGAUCCUGACCGCCCUCCCUCCGCCAUCAGCGACCCCGAGAACAUCCGCUCAGCUGACACGGAGCCCAAAAAUAUCCUCUCUGCUGACAGACACCCCGAAAACAUCCCCAGCUCCCCCGACAGGAACCCUGCGCCACAGCCGGACAAGGCCAGCUGUACCCCUGGAGGAGAGGAGGAGGAGGAGGAGGAGGAGGAGGUGAAGAAAGAGCAGGAGGUGGAAAAGAAGAAGGAGGUGAAGGCAGAGGAGAUGAAGGAGGAGGAGCAGGGGAAAGAGGAGGAGGAGGUGAAAGAGGAGAAGAGAGAAGAGGAGGAGGAGAAAGAGGAGAAGAGAGAAGAGGAGGAGGAGAAAGAGGAGAAGAGAGAAGAGGAGGAGGAGAAAGAGGAGAAGAGGGAAGAGGAGGAGGAGGAAGAGGAGGAUGCAGCUCAGCAGGACCCAGAGAGUCCCACAGGAGCGGAGAGCAGUGAUGAGCAGCGGCAGGAUAACGACGAUCCGUCAACCGGUCCAUCACCCGGAAACCAGACAGGAAAACCUGACGACUCACAGGAGGGGCAGGAGGAGGAGGUGCUACACGAUGAGGAGGAGGUGGAGUUACACCUUGAGGAGGAGUCACAUAAUGAGGAGGAGGGGCUACGUAAAGCAGAGGAUUCGGCAGUUAAAGAGGAGAGAGACGUAUCGUCUGCAGAGGGAGGGGGUGAGGGGGUUACAGAGGAGAGCAGCUCUUCUGGAGAGGGAGGGGGUACCUAA
Messenger RNA from Engraulis encrasicolus (European anchovy), 1329 nucleotides. RefSeq names its product cilia- and flagella-associated protein 251-like. The record is from RefSeq and is a predicted model, not a curated record. The transcript is spliced from 2 exons. Bases 58 to 1329 code for a protein of 423 amino acids. Lineage: Eukaryota; Metazoa; Chordata; Actinopteri; Clupeiformes; Engraulidae.